Serpula lacrymans var. lacrymans S7.9 is the source of this 1110-nucleotide messenger RNA. RefSeq lists its product as uncharacterized. The transcript is spliced from 2 exons. The record is from RefSeq and is a predicted model, not a curated record. Bases 494 to 886 code for a protein of 130 amino acids. NCBI's taxonomy places the organism in Eukaryota, Fungi, Basidiomycota, Agaricomycetes, Boletales, Serpulaceae.
AAGAAACAGUACGACGAGGAGCGCCAAAAACGUCCCUACGUACGACGUAAUGCAACAGAACACAUCGGGGAUAGAGGCGAAGAUACAGGGUGGUCUGAUAUGAUUAAGGGAGGGGUUAGGGAUAUUGAGAGUCCAUUCGAGGGAUCAGGAGUGGACAGUGACUACCAUGAAUCGGAAGAUGCAGAGAUUGAAAGUGAAGACGUGGAUGAGGGAUUGGAGUCCAGACAUGUGAAUCAAUCCACUUCGACGACUAUGCAUCGUGACGCUGGCUUACUUGGUUCUCAAACGUAGCAAUCUCCUCGAAAUACUGACCCGGAAAGCGAUGAUGAUAAGUCUGAAGACUGCCCGGGUUCUCGGCAAUCACUACCUGCAAGUCCAGUGCACAGCACCUUUUCAGAUGAUAGUAGCACAAACGUCGGGGAUGACGAGAUUCUAACGCUUGGUGUCAAAGUUGUAAGCGCAGGAAAGAACUCGCGCCUUAGAAUCGACACGGAUGAUGAAGGCGGGAACGACGGUGAUGAUGAGGAUGACACUGGGACAGAUCAGGAUGUCGACUCAGAAGCAACUGAAGAAGAAGAUGAGACUGAUUUUAUUGAUGAAAAUGAAAGCGGGGAAGAAGACGAAGGUACAUAUGUACCCCCUGCUUCAGUCGCGGCUCAGGUUGCAUCACUCAGCCCCCGUCAAUCGGAGCUUCGGUGCCCUCCAAGGAAACGGAAGCGAGAGGCGUCAGAGAGCGAGUCUGACUCCUCUGCUAGUGCGGGCAGCCAUCUUGCGAAACUUUACCCCUAUUCCCAGAAUGACGAUUCCGAUUCAACGCUCGACCGAGUGCCAUCUCCUGCCACAUCUCCUCCUGAGACACCCAAGAAAGCAAAGAAAACGAGGUUAAUGAGUCUCACGUCAGAUGAGCAAAGUAUUCGUUCAGCCACGCUAUCCGAAGAGGAACAAUUACAUGUUUCACCUUCGCGUUUCCUAAAGCGGGGGGUAGUCUUGUCUGAUGAAGAUUCUGAUUCUGAUGUGUAUCCUGUUUGGCAUCCUCGUGGCAAAGCUCAUAUUUGGUACGAAGAUUCGGAGGAUGCAGCCAACACUUCAUGAAACGGAUGCAGUUAUUGC